AGUUUAAGCAAUGUGUUUACUACCUGAUGUAUAAUCGUAACGUCAAUCAUUACUGACAAAAUGCUUUUACUGCAGAUAAAAAAGAAUUAUCUUCACGGAUUUAUUACGUUAAAACGUAUUAGUCCAAAUAAUUGAAAAAAAUUAUACAGAUAUUGAAUUUAUUUAUGGCCAUGGUUGUGAUAUUGUAAGAGGACAGGAUGUUUUGGAAACUAUCUGUUGAAAUUCUCUUACUUUGUAUGGUAACUGUAGAUAUUUCUCUUGCUUCUGAUUAUGUUAAACGUAAUGAUAGCUACAAAUGUAAAUUGGGAUCGAAAACUCCAUAUAGAUGUGUGGCCAAUCUUGAUGAAUCAUCGUUGAAUUAUCCAGAUUGCGUGGAGAAAAAAAUUUGGUUGAUUCUGCGCCAUGGAACUCGAUAUCCAGGCAAGAAAUAUGUGCCUCGUAUGAUAGAUGAUUUGCCAGAGCUGCAACAUGUGAUAUUACAAAAUUAUGAAAAUGGCGCAACGAAUCUGUCAGCCGAUGACGCGGCAUUGUUUAAGAAAUGGAAAUUAUCAUUUGCUCGUGGGCAAAUGAUGAAACUGGCAGUAGAAGGAGAGAAUGAGAUGAUUGAUCUUGGAGAAAGAUAUCAGGCAAGAUUUCCAUCUCUAAUGCCAGAGACUUUCGAUAAUCAGACAUAUAAAAUUAGAUUCACUUCUACACAACGUACUGAAGAAAGUGCAAGACACUUUGCUAUUGGCUUAUUUGGUUGGCAUAACAGCAAAAAUAUUCGAUAUCCAUUACCAGUGUACAAAGAUCGAGUGAUAAGAUUUUAUAAGGUUUGUCCUCGUUGGCGCCAAGAGGUUGACAAGAAUCCAGAUGCACAGUUAGAGAAAACUAAAUUUCUGAACAGCAAGAUUGUUAGAAAUAUGCUGGUUAAUAUAAGAAAACGCAUUGGUCUUGAUAUCGAUUAUGAAACUGCACAUUUAAUGCAUACAACAUGUGCUUUUGAGACUGCUUUAAAUGAAAGUAUAGUGUCUCCUUGGUGUAAAAUAUUUUCAUUAAAUGAUUUUAAGGUGUUUGAAUAUGCAGAAGAUUUAGAAUUCUAUUGGAUUGAUGGAUAUGGAUAUCCAUUGACAUAUGAACAAGCAUGUCCUGCCCUGAAAGACAUGUUUGAUUCCUUUGGAUCUGAGAAAGGACCACUGACAACAGCUUAUUUCACUCAUUCUGGUACGAUUUUGAAAUUAACAGCCUUACUCGGAAUAGCCAAAGACGCAUAUCCUUUAACGCACGACUCUUUCGCACUACGCGAAAAAAAAGAUAAACGAGCCUGGAGAAGCAGUAUUAUUGAUACAUUCGCAUCCAACCUCGCAUUUGUUUUGUAUGAUUGUGAAUAUUACGGACCCAGUAUUCUAUUCAUGCUUCAGGAACGACCGGUAUAUUUACCAGGUUGUCCAAAAGAUAGACCAUGUCCACUGAAUAUUAUGAAAGCGAUGUAUCCAGAUCGUGAUGAAGAAUGUCAGUUUGAUGCUAUGUGCCAUGUAACGAAACAAGACAAUUAACACAAAAAAUAUUUUUAUAACCAAAA
Messenger RNA from Pogonomyrmex barbatus (red harvester ant), 1561 nucleotides. RefSeq names its product Multiple inositol polyphosphate phosphatase 2. The record is from RefSeq and is a predicted model, not a curated record. Gene Ontology annotation, molecular function: inositol phosphate phosphatase activity; acid phosphatase activity. NCBI's taxonomy places the organism in Eukaryota, Metazoa, Arthropoda, Insecta, Hymenoptera, Formicidae.